GCGAGUCUCAGCUAGUCUCCAAUAAUUCUCCUGCUGCAGACCCCCGGAGUCUUAUUUUUCUGCCGCCGAAUGCCCAGGAACAGCAACUUUUUCAUCGCGCAAAUCCGAGCUUCCCAUUGGCGGAUGUCAGAUCUGAUGCCGACUGUCGCCUCAAUCGCAGCUGCAAUUAGACUGCUAAGGGCGGACUUGGUUCGGAAUCGGUCAAGGCUGUCGGCCCCCUGCGGCUCCUGGCGGUAUCGGGGGGCAGUCGAGGUACUUUCGGUUAUGGUGGCAGCAGGCGGCAGAUCCAGGUACCGGGCUAUCAAGGAGUACCGUCAAGUCCCGCUCCGCACAAUCAUCACCAGUGGGUUGUGGUGAGGCGAUACCGCGACCUGGAGAAUCCAGUACGAGUACAAAGCUUAUACCAAGGUUUUGCGACGGCGGCCCCCCAUGCAACGCGAGGAUAAGGAGGGCCAGCCUUGUACACCGAAUGUACAGACGUGACGUGCCGCAGACGCAGCGGAGG
Messenger RNA from Trichoderma harzianum CBS 226.95, 505 nucleotides. RefSeq lists its product as hypothetical. The record is from RefSeq and is a predicted model, not a curated record. The coding region runs from base 70 to 357 and encodes 95 amino acids. NCBI's taxonomy places the organism in Eukaryota, Fungi, Ascomycota, Sordariomycetes, Hypocreales, Hypocreaceae. The transcript has a single exon.